UUUUGUCUCAUUCGAGUCUCAGAAUUUGUUAUGAACAUUAUUUCAUAUAAUUAAGUAAAUAAACAGUGGUUACAACAAUAUUUUAUUACUCGAAGUGUAAAUAAACUAUUGGUUAGCCGUCGUAGAUUUGUUGUUACGAGAAUAGUAUAUAUUUACAGUGUUAUCGCGUUUGUUUUCUUUUUUCUAAUGUGGUCGAUGAUGUAAGAAACCUAAGGUUCUAUUAAGGCUUUGUGAUCUUGCAUUGUUGUUAUUUUUGGGUGCUUAAUAUUUUCGUAAUGGAGGGUGAAGAAGGCAGUAUGGUAAAUAAUGAUAAAGAUGAUUAUGAGAGUAGUUCCCAUUCUACGCCUCAAGAGCACAAAUCUUUCGCGGAAUUUGCGAAAGAUAAAUUAGACAGCGCGGGACGAGAGCUUCGCAGGCGGCUCCCAAUGGCUGGACAGCUUGGGGCUCACUUGAUGCAUCCAAGACGCUUGCUUCUGCACUCCACUCCAACACAACACACAGAUGUUGUGUUGAUAUUCCCUAAAGGGCUUCCCGACAGCAUGUUACUAUGGUUACUGCAGAAACUUCGAAGCAGUCGACCACGGCUGCGUGUGUGUGUUAGACAUCAUUCGUCGUCACAAUGCUCCGCCUUCUACAUAACUGCUGAUGAUGAUGUGCUUUUACAAACUGCUGAGGAAGUCCACCUCCCGAAGUUACUGAAGCCGGAGUUUGGCGGUGGUUACAAGGAGUUCACUGUACGCGACAUGCAUUGUUUCCAAAAGGGUACGUCCGCAUCGGAACUGUUAAACUCUCAAGAGCGGGGAGCACUCGUCAAACAUGUGUUGGAGUCAGCUCGCGCCGAGCCCGGCGAUGAGCAUGCACUCGAACCUGCGUUAACACUCCGGCCUGGACAAAGCAUUGUCCCGGCGUGUGUGAGUAGAGGUGUCGUAGCCAGUAUGUUCCCUCUUCACGAGAGAAACGCUCUCGAAAGCCUCAGGAAAAAGUGGGUGAAAACGUUAUUCUCCCCACAGCCUUUAGAUGAAAUAAGUGAAUAUUUUGGUGUUAAAAUUGCGAUGUAUUUCGCUUGGCUUGGACAUUAUACCCAGUCACUGACGGUACCAGCAGCUGUUGGUUUUCUAUUUUGGAUUUGGUUGGGCACAGCAAAUGACAACUGGAAGGAUAUAGCCUAUGUAUUGUUCUCACUUUUCAACGUGUUAUGGGCCUGCGUGUAUUUAGAAACUUGGAAAAGGUAUUCAAAUGUUUUAGCGUACAAAUGGGGAACAUUGGAUCAGAGAGAUGAGUUAUUAGUGGAACCGAGACCACUCUUUCAGGGCGAGAUGGGCACUAGCCCCGUGACUGGGCGGCCGGAGCCGCAUUACGCGGCGUGGCGAAGGCGCAUGUGGCGCCAUCUAGUGUCGCUGCCGGUGAUGCUCGUCUGUCUCACGGUCGCAGCCGCAGCCACAUUCGGAUUCUUACGAGCACAGGACUGGUGGGAGGGCAAUGUUAUAUACCUCACCUGGAUCCCACGGACUUUUCUCGCCAUCAUAAUCUGGGUUGAGGAGGAGGUGUAUGCAAGAAUAGCCAGGUGGCUCAACGAUAAAGAGAACUAUCGUCUCGAGACAAAAUAUGAGAAUCACCUGAUUGUGAAAAUAGCAUUGUUUCAGUUCGUGAACUCAUUCAUGAGUUUGUUCUACAUUGCGUUUUAUCUUCAAGAUAUGGAUAAAUUGAAGGAGCAACUAGCCGUGUUGCUUAUAACGAGACAAGUAAUUGGCAAUCUGAAGGAAUCCGCGUUGCCAUAUCUUAUAGAAAACCUCAGGCUGGCGAAGAUAUGUGUUGAUGUGUUUGGUGCGAUAAGUCCAAGUAAAAUACCAACAUCUACUGAACUCGCAGAGCUAUUCGAAAAGAAAACAGACUCAGGGGAAUUGCUGGAGAAUACUUUAAUUAAUGGAAGCGCUGAGAAGGAGGAACGAAGAGACUCAGAGCCGAUAGUGGGCCAGAAAAUCAUACACCAGGCUGAGUUGGAGUCACAACUGUUCAAGUACGAGGGAACAUUCGCGGAGUACCUGGAGAUGCUGACGCAGCUGGGCCACGUGGUGCUGUUCUCGUCCGCGUUCCCGCUGGCGGGCGUGUGCGCGCUCCUCAACAACGCGGCUGAAGUACGCGCCGACGCCUUCAAGCUGUGCCACGUCGCGCAGAGACCCUUCGGGGAACGAGUUUCCAGCGUCGGCAGCUGGCAGCACGCGAUGGAGGCGAUGGUGGGCGUGGCGGUGUUGGUGAACUGCGCCCUGAUCGGUCUGUCGGGCCCCGUGCACCGCCUGCUGCCCGACGCCGCGCCCGCGCACACCGUGCUGCUCAUAGUGGCUCUCGAGCAUGUCAUCUUGAUAGUGGUGCUCGCACUGCGUAUCGCGAUACCAGAGAUUCCCGGCUGGCUUGCUACCGAGAUGGCUAAAGUGGAAUUCCAACGACGGGAAGCAAUCAAAAAUGCACACGCACCGCUUAUGUCGGAAUGCCCGAGCCAGGACGACGUGCGCGUGUGGUCCCGCGCCCCCGCCACCCCCGCCACCCCCGCGCGGACCCCCACGCGGACGCCCACCACCCCCAAGGGGGCCGACCGCGCCGACCGCACCCACCGCCGACUUAACAUCGGCAAGAUACCAGAAAUACCACCCUUCAGGAACGUGGACAUUUCCAGGCCUAAGGCGGCGUCUAUAACGGAACCCGUUGUGAAUACUGGCUCUUUGCAGCUUUUGCAAGAUGUGAGUCCAACGAAGCCUAUACGGCGUAAGGAAGCGACGGGCGGGGCACCACUGUCGCUGCUAGGUGUACGAGGACUGCGGGAUGAACCAUUGCAUCGUUCGGCGCAUUGCAUCCCACAGCCGGCACACCAUCGACCCCUCGUCAACCCCACUCUACAGGAAUUGUCGGGGAGUGUGAGCGCUGGCGGUUCUGAGCCAGAUUUGAACGCUGUACCGUCUGCCUCGCCUUCUAUCGACGCUAGCGCCACCUCCAGCGAGGACGAUAAACCCAAGGAUAAAGGGGGCCGGUCCCGGGCGAAGGCGGCGCUGGUGAAGCGUGUGCGGUCGGUGGCGGUGUUCUCUCUGGGCCUGAAGCGCGCGCGCGAGGCGGCGGCGGCGUCCCGCGCGCCCGCACACACGCCGCACACGCCCGACAAGGCCACGCUGGGUCUACCAGCACCUAUGUUGGGGGGUGAACUGUCACUAAUACCGAUAGAGCAACUUAUACAAGUGGAGGAUGUUAAACGUAAUUAGGUGCAUUUAGUAAAUACAGACACGGGGAUUGAACGCCGGAUAAUAACAACUGAAAGCUUAAGGCCGGCCGCAUAUUCAUCAUCAUCAGCCCAUUGCAGUCCACUGCUGGACAUGGGCCUCUCCCAAGGCAUACCACUGGGCGCGAACAUCGCCCCUUUUUUUUAUCCAAUAUUGGGUCUAAUUCGAAGGGGUCUAAGACACAUAUAUG
Messenger RNA from Achroia grisella, 3456 nucleotides. It is a transcript of the gene wwk, whose product is annotated as anoctamin-8-like. Gene Ontology annotation, molecular function: chloride channel activity. The transcript has 24 exons. NCBI's taxonomy places the organism in Eukaryota, Metazoa, Arthropoda, Insecta, Lepidoptera, Pyralidae. Bases 276 to 3248 code for a protein of 990 amino acids. Gene Ontology annotation, cellular component: plasma membrane. Gene Ontology annotation, biological process: chloride transmembrane transport. The record is from RefSeq and is a predicted model, not a curated record.